This is a messenger RNA of Pecten maximus, 1759 nucleotides long. Its product is annotated as E3 ubiquitin-protein ligase MARCH1-like. Gene Ontology annotation, cellular component: cytoplasm; early endosome membrane; lysosome. Gene Ontology annotation, biological process: immune response; protein polyubiquitination; antigen processing and presentation of peptide antigen via MHC class II. Lineage: Eukaryota; Metazoa; Mollusca; Bivalvia; Pectinida; Pectinidae. The record is from RefSeq and is a predicted model, not a curated record. The transcript has 4 exons. Bases 145 to 927 code for a protein of 260 amino acids. Gene Ontology annotation, molecular function: zinc ion binding; ubiquitin protein ligase activity; MHC protein binding.
CCAAACACAGGUAAAGACAGGUGUAUAUGUAUGGCGACGCAGAGAGACGACUGCAGAAAGUAACAAUGCGGAUAUGGACAUAAACUAGGGAGUGAACACUUCAACGGAAACAGGAAAUAUGUAGAGCGAACAGUGUUGUUUGACAUGCCUCUACAGCAGGUUCUUGUACAUCCCCUGGGAAACAGCUCCGGUAAAAAUGCUAAAAAGGACCAGAAAUCACAACCCUCGCCUUUCAAGAAAAAGGACAGCACAAAGGAAACUCACCACCUAGAAUCUCCGACGCCGAAGCUGUCGGAGCGAUGUGAAACCCAGCUGUCCAUGAUGUCCUCAGGGGGAGACUUAUGUCGGAUCUGUCAAUGCGACAUCUUGGAUCAGGAAGAAGAUUCCCCGCUUGUGGCACCAUGUCUUUGUUCAGGAAGUAUGAAAUAUGUCCACCAGGCUUGCCUACAGAAGUGGAUAAAGAGCUCGGACAAAACGUCCUGCGAACUCUGCAAAUACGAAUACAAAAUGACCUCAAAGGUCAAACCAUUUAUACAAUGGGAAAGGCUCCACAUGUCGACAGUGGAGCGAAGAAAGAUUACUUGUUCUGUCACAUUCCACGUGGUGGCGAUAACGUGCGUCAUCUGGUCACUUUACGUGCUCAUCGAUCGGACAACAGAAGAGGUUGAGGCCGGAGCACUGGACUGGCCGUUUUGGACCAAACUUAUUGUGGUGGCCAUCGGGUUUACUGGGGGCCUUGUUUUCAUGUAUGUGCAGUGUAAAAUGUAUGGACGACUUUGCCAGAAGUGGAAGGCUUAUAAUCGUGUGAUUUCCAUAGCCAACGUCACAGACAGUGAACGUAUCAAAACUAUUUCUCAUGAGCAACAGGAGAAAAAACCUGUUGAGGACAGCAGUGUGAUUUCCUCAGGUGACAUGGAACUUGUGUGAAUAUGACCCCUAAGGGGACUGAGAAAUUUUUCCCGACUGCAACCUGUGAUUAAAAUUCACAGUCUGGUAAAGACAGAAUAGUUAUUCCCUCUCAAAAUCAGUUUCAAACAAAUCUUUUUCCUUUUCUCAGUGCUUUUUUUGAAGAAAGGAAGGAGACCAACCUGGUAUUUAUAUGUGGGUGAACUCGAGGAACUUUAACAUAUGAACUAUAUAUAACCCGUUGAUUUGUUUUUCUUUCUUUAAAUUGUUCCUACAAAUGCUCAAGGAGCAUGCAUGCAGACUAUAUCAUUAUUAUGAAUUUUGGAAAAUAGAUAGUAAAAAUUUGCUUCAUAGGAAAUUUUGAAAAGUCCUUCAUCAUAUCAGUUUGACAUGAUCAAUUUCACAGUUGCUUCAACAGUGCUAAAAUCCAGUGUCUAGAAGAAAAAUGGUAGUGAUGUGAUUGUACGAGACCAGCGAUCUUUUCAUACAAGACACCAUUUUAUGAGAAGGUGCUUUAUUGUAGAGAAUGUACAGUACAUGUAUAUCAAUUGAGCAGAAGUCGAAAAAAUGUAGAAAAAAAUAUUGUAAUCGUCAUGUUGCUUUAAAACGGCUCUUCUAUGUAAUUUGUUUAGUGAAAAUCAAAGUUCUAAAGAAUCUGUUGCCUGGUAACAUUGAUUUAGUGUAUUUUGUAAAAACAAAAAAAUAGGAAAUGCACAUGCCAAUUUGUUUAGCCGCUUGUUAUUAGCUCACCUGGACUGAAGGUCCGGUGAGCUUAUACCUUGGCGCUGCAUCCGUCGUCUGUGAGUAGUAUAUCUUUGGUCAAAACCAUAUAGUUGGAAGAUUCAUCAAAAAA